AUGGCCGCCUUCGGUGAGGCUCCUCGUUUAGACGCUAACCCACUGGCAUUCGUUUUGAAGGCAGCGCAGAUAUACCCCGACAAGCUCGCUAUCGCGCAUCCUGACGUCGAGCAACCCGUCUUCUACUCAUACGGUGUUUGGGCUCAGCGGAUCCAGAACCUUGCAUAUGCCCUCAAACAUCGAGGAAUUCAACCAGGGGAUAGAGUCGCCGUCAUUGCCCCGAACUGCCCUCUGAUCGCAGACGCCCACCAAGCCACCCUCGCCGCGCGCUGCAUCAUCACCCCGAUCAACACCCGCCUCACCCGACCCGAGGUCUCCUACAUCCUCCAGCACUCCGGCGCGAGGCUGAUCCUCAUCGACCGCGAAUACCUCCACCUCCUCGACGGCCCCGAAGGCAAUCCUCUUGGCGCGCAGGUCGUCGUCAGUCAUGAUAGCGGCCGCGCAGGCGACCCCUACGAGGAAUUCCUCAAGGAGGGCCGGAGGGCGAGCGGCGAGAGAGGCUGGCCUGGACUGGAAGUGGAGACCGACGAGGAUGCGGGCGCCGCGUUGUGCUAUACAUCUGGUACUACGGGACGUCCUAAAGGCGUCCUUACUACCCUGAGAGGCUCAUACUUGGCUGCUAUCGCAAAUGCCUUCGAAACUCGGAUGAACAUCGAUUCGACGUACCUAUGGAUUCUACCCAUGUUCCACGCGUCCGGAUGGACGUACCCCUGGGCGGCGACCUUCGCGAUGGCCACCCAACUCACCAUACGCACGGUCUCCUACCCCCUCAUAUGGAAACACUUCCUCCACUCCGGCGUGACGCACUACUGCGGCGCGCCGACCGUCCAGAUUGGUAUCGUGAACGACCCCGCGGCGCGACGUUUGCGCGAGCCCAUAUCCGCUAUCGUCGCGGGCUCGGCGCCGACCGCGCACCUUAUCGGCGAGCUCACCAAACUGCACAUCAACCCCGUCCAUGUGUACGGCAUGACAGAGACCUACGGGCCGUUCACGCGUAAUUACUUCCAGCCGGAAUGGGCCGCGCUUUCGCUAGAGGACCGGGCGAAGUUCAUGGCCAGACAAGGGCAUCAGUUCGCCACCGCCUUGGAAGUGCGUGUGGUAUACCCGCCUGCAGAAGGCUCCAGCCUGGACGAUGCGCUCGUCGACGUGCCCAAGGACGGCAAGACCGUGGGCGAGAUCGUCACUAGGGGUAACAUCACCAUGAAAGAGUACUUCCGCGACCCUGAGGCGACGCGCAAAGCGUUCCGUGGCGGAUGCUUCAACUCGGGCGACCUUGCGGUGAUGCACCCGGACGGGUCGAUCGCCAUCUUAGACAGAAGCAAGGACAUCAUCAUCUCCGGCGGAGAAAACGCCAGCAGCCUCGCGAUAGAACAAGAGCUGUCGACCCACCCGCACGUCCUGGAAGUGGCCGUCGUCGCCCGUCCGCAUCCCAAGUGGGGCGAGCGUGCCAUGGCGUUCGUGACGCUGAAGCCGGACCAUGUCAAGACGUGGCUCGGCAAGCACGAUCAGUUCGAGGUCGAGCUCAAGAAGCACGCGCGAAGCCGCCUGCCGGGUUUCGCCUGCCCCGAGUGGGUGCGCGUCGUCAGCGAGCUGCCCAAAACCUCCACCGGCAAGAUACAGAAGAUGGUGUUGCGGAAUAAGGCCAAGCUGUGAUCGAUUAUUAAGCGUCCUCUCUACUUUUUGCUUAGCUAAAGUACACCGGAGCCGGAGGUUGGUGGGGGUAUGCGAAGGGUGGAGGAGGGAUGCAUCAUGGGGCACAUAUGCUUCUGGGAUGUAACAACACGAUUCACGAAUAUAAACUACGAUUUUCUAUAGUCCUCAACUACGGUCAUACUUAGGGAAAGCGGGGACCAUUUCCAUCGCCGUCGUCAUGCUGCGUCGGGCCCGAGACGAAGCACGCGGAACGAGCCCGCCUUGCGCUCGCAGAGGUAAACGUCGUCCUCCCGCCGGCCGAUGAAGAAAACCUCCUCUGUUAGACCGUGAUCGUGCUCCGGGUCCAGCCCGGCGCCGAAGUCGCUCUUGCCCGGCGAUCUGCCGGGCAUCAUGCUCGCGCGCCUGUUGCCCUGCGUCGCAGGUGCGCUGCGAGGGCGCGAAGCCACCGGCGCGGCACCCCCGCUCGCCGACGCCAGCGGCGUUCCAAUCCGCCACACGAACGGCCGGCGCCGAUUCGUGCUCGCGUCCGGCGGGUUGAACUGCGGCAGGACCGGGCGCGAGUCGUCCGCGGGCUUGAGGAGCGCGUCGGCGAGGUCGACGGCCUCGAGCCCACCGUGCCGCAUCGCGACGAGCACGGAACGCUCGCGCAGGUCAAACGCCUCGAGACGACGGACGUCGCCCAGCCGGCCGAUGGUGAACGUGUCUUCCUCGUCAUCGCUCCACCGGAAGCGGCCUUUGAUCACAGACCGGCCGCGUGCGUCGACGAUGGUGGUGCUGUGCCCGCCUCGAGACGAGUAGAAGAGAGCUGGAGGUCCGAAGUGCCGCGGCUGAGCGAGCAGCGAGAUCGGGGCAAGUAGAGGCUUGGCGUUUUCGACCGUGGGUAAGGCGACGUUCAGAGGAGGUGGAGGGGUCCGGAACGGAUGGGAGGGGUCAACGCUUUGCAGCCGCAAGUCCUUGAGUAGGAUGUACUCUUCUUGACUCUCCGGCCUGACGGGAAGGUCCGGAGGCAGCAUACCGUCCUUGUACCACGAUUGCAUGAGAGUAGAUUUCCAUGGUCCAUGCACCUUACCCGUCGGGUCACGAUAAAACCACUUCAACGGAGCCUCGGGAGCAGGGACCGGCAGACCCGGAGGAGAACUAUGAUCGCGCAAGCCAUUAUCAAGUAUACCAUCCGCAGACGGACCCUCGACAGCGUCCGGUUCGUGACUCCGCUUGUAGUUCAAGAAGGCGGGAUAGGUUGGUGGGAUGAUGUAGUCAUCAGCGAUGGCAGCUAAGGGGAAUUGCGGGGCAAAUGACAACUGCUGGAAGGUCGUGAAAGGGCCCAUCUGAGCUGUUGCUAAGGCCAGCAACUCCUCAGACGCGAGAGUGGAGCCAUUGUUGGGUGUAGUGGUCCCGUCUCCCGGCGCCCCUUCCGUGGGCGUUUCUGGCGGACGCAUGCUAGCCGGGGGUCCAGACGAAGGAACUGCAUCCGCGACAAGAACAUCGUCUCCCGACGGCGACGGACUCUCGACAGCGACCCCGAUCGUGACGUUGACACCGGUAUCAGCAGUCUCGUCCUCGCCGGGGGCAGCAGGAUCAGCGUCCGUAUCAUUCGUGCGAUUUUCUCGGGCCCUACGUCGAGCAGCACGACGCUCAGCACGGCCGAUCCUGACCUCCCGAACACGGACAGUGGCAGGUUCCAGUCCAAACACGUUCUGCGAGAAUACAAGGAACACCUCGACGAGGUCAUCGCCUUGCAGUUGCAGCUCCAGUGAUCGAGGAGAGUCUGGCAGAAUGAACGUGCGAGACAAGCCCAGCGCCGUUCGAUAUGUACCGGCGAAGAGCUCGACCUUCUCGCCAUUGUCUCCGCAGAGAAUAGCCAAGAAGCUCUUCUUGGCCGUUUCCACGGCCUUGAUGAGAACGGAUCCCUUAGUACCAGGGAGCUUGACAUACUCCAGUUUUGGCGCAGGAGCGGUAUGUUGCGGAGCGAUCACGCUGUUCUUGUCAGCAUGAGACCUGAGAGCCGCGGCCGCAGCAUUAUCUUCCCGCCGCGGGUGAAGAGCGCUGUUGAGGAACCGAGUUAUCCUGCUAUGCGAUGAAGACGAUGAUGCUGUUGGGAUGGCGGGGGCUGGAGGUAACGGGAGCGCCUCCGCGGACGAUGAUGCAAAUACCCUUGUUUGUGCAGCUUCAAGAGAAUUCGCAGAAACAGGCGUCGGAUUGGUGUGAGACAUGUACCGCCGGAGUCCAUUCGUGCUGGUGUCAGGCACUUGCGUCAUUUCCGGGGACUGAGGACGUGUCGCAGAUGGUACUGCGUCCGAUCUGGUUUCCGCCGCAGGAGCGACCGGCGGCUGAGCGUUAUUCGACGGCCCGGAAAAGAUGCCAUCCAAAACCGACCACCUGCGCCUUCGCCUUGCCGCAGCUGUCGAGGUGCCACCGACGCUUCUCCUGGUCUGGAAAGAGUGCGCGUCAGAACUGCGCGGACUUGCCGGCGGGUCCUCGUCAGGGGGAGCAACAGUAUGUGAACCGAUGAGAAUGGGCUGCUGAGGUCGACGCGUACCCGCAGGAGGCAAGUCCGGCCUCCUGCUCUCGAACAGAGCCUGUGCCAGCGAAAUGCGUUCACCACCGACGGGGGCGGCUUGAUCGUCAUCCUCAUCACCUUCUGCAUCGGGAGUGCCUGGUCCCUCAUCCCCACCCAUCUGGGCGGCCAACGAGUUCAUUGUCGACGCGCCGCGCAUAGUCACAGGUGGAGACUGCGCGAGGGCCUGGCGGAGGGUCAUCAAAGUGGGGGAGGGAGAAGGCUGCGGUGGAGGAAUGCUGUUCAUGCGCGUGACACUAAGAUCCAAGUUGGCAGGCCGGUUAUUUCGGCGGAUACUGCUGGUGGUGGGUUCCCGAGGUGUGAGCUGGAUAGUGGACACCGGAUCUCGCGGUGGCGAAGCCGGAGAACCUUGCCCUUGCGCUUGUGCACUAGUUCGCUCAUCGAGGAGCUGACUCCCGCUAGGCGCCGCAACAAGGUCGAUCGCUUCAUCAUCGCUGGAAUGGCGACCAUCGGCCCAAUCGCCGGAUUUCUCGUCUCUAUUAUCCGGACGCUCCGCUUCGCCGCUUGCACGUCUCGGCGGACCCUGCAUGACUUCGCUUACCGAAGUCCUACGACGACUGAAAACUACAGCUCCGGGCGGGCGUAAUGUGGAAGGACCGGAAGGCGGAGGCGGGGAAGUCUGAUAUGCGGGCGGAGGAUCUGAUGGUACAGGAGGUAUUGGCGGCAGAGAAUGAGAGGGUAAUCGUGGUGGGGGAGUCUGAGAGCGUAGACGCGCGGGAGGGGUCUUUGGUCGUCUUGGCUGAGUCGGGGGUCGAGGUGUCGGAGGAACAGGAAUAGUAGAAGCGGAUGACGCGGACGCCUUCCGUGAAAGCUUGGCCCUAGAAGCUUUCUCAGGGCCGGAGAUCGAAGAACUACGAGGUUUCGUGGGCCGUUGGUUCGCCAAGGCACCACUCUUCUCAGCCGCCAGCUGCUCAUUCCUGGCCACCAACGUCGCCCUCUUGGCCUCUUCUCUGCGUUUCCUCUCAGCCUCCCUACGUAUCUCCACGUCCAUACGCCAUUCAAUCGCCUUCUUCACCUCGUCCAGCGCAUAUACUCGCACCCCGUCUCUCCGCCCCGCGAUAGC
This is a messenger RNA of Punctularia strigosozonata HHB-11173 SS5, 5291 nucleotides long. Its product is annotated as acetyl-CoA synthetase-like protein. The record is from RefSeq and is a predicted model, not a curated record. Lineage: Eukaryota; Fungi; Basidiomycota; Agaricomycetes; Corticiales; Punctulariaceae. The transcript is spliced from 21 exons. Bases 1 to 1653 code for a protein of 550 amino acids.